CCUCCCAGGUACUGCUUGGACAGAAAGAAACCCUGGGAGGGAAGAACUUGGGGAAGGAGAAGAAACAAGAAUCCUUGAAGGUACUUAGGUGUGUAGGAAAAAUGAAGCUGACUCUAGUGCAGAUCUUUUUUGUGAUGCUGCUGCUUCUGCUGGGCCUGGGGAUGGGCCUGGGCCUGGGGCUUCGCAUGGCCGCAGCAGUCCUGGAGGAUAGUGAUCAGCCACUGAAUGAGUUUUGGUCCAGUGACUCCCAGGACAAGGCUGAAGCCACCGAGGAGGGAGCAGGCAACCGAACCACAGACACCCUGGUGCUCAGCAGCAAAGGAGUGGCCCAACUUGACUGGCCAGAAGAAACCAUCCCCGAUAUAGAUGAGGUUGGGAGCAAGAUGCUCAGAGCUGAGGCUUUCUUUCAGAACAAAAAAGAUGACCAAAGGUUUGACCUGGCCUCCAGGGAAUGCAAUGUCAUGAUGGCACGCAAGAUGAAGGAGCACAACCUCACCUGCAUAGCCCAGUACACGUUCAUCCAUGAGGAACUGGACACAGUCAAAGCUGUCUGUGACAGUCCUGGUUUUGUCUGUGAGCUCAAGGGAGGCAAAUGUCACAAAAGCUCCCGCCCUUUUGACUUGACGUUCUGCAAGUUGUCCAGACCAGGCCAGGUCACUCCUCACUGCAACUACCUAACAUUCAUUUUGGAGAAGUUCGUUGUCAUGACCUGUAAUGACAUGAAGCUCCAGCUAACCCCUUAACAGUGAAGAAAAAAUACUCUCUUUCUCCUCUUCCUUUUCUGCUUUCUCUUACCCACCUUGCUCCUCCUCCUCUUAGGUAUACUGCAGAGAUGGUCCUAGAAAGAGGGGCUGGCCGAUUCUUUACCACUGUCCCCUGAAAACAGAAUCCUUCUUUGUCCUAGAAGUCAACCAACUUGAGUUUUGUCCCUGGGAUUAAAGGUGUCAGAAUAGGGUUCUGAUGUUCAGUGUCUCUAGGUUCUCUGUUUCUCCAGGUCCUUGCACUGAAAAGAGAUAGCAAAGAGCUGUUCUUGGUCCCUGCCAAGGUCCUAGUCAUCAGUCUGUUCCCUGGUCUGAGUUUGCCUUUGGAUGUGAACUGAAAGAAUUGAAUGCCACCUUUAGCCAUGUCCUUCCCCUGUACCCCACUCAGAGCCUUUAGGGCAAUCACAAAGCCCCCCUGGGUUUGCACAUCUCUGCUGUGGAUGCAAUUAAAGUGAUUCUGUCUGUGGCUGCCACUGGGGAACAAUGUGUAUCAGAUUUUUCUUUCUGAGCCUGGAAAAAUAUAGGUUUGGGGAUUUGCUGUUAAGGUGCUGUGGUGGUACAGACUAAGAUAGAAUAUGUGCUGGGGCAAGGACAGCACUUUUCUCUUCUUGACCCAGUGAACACCUCCUGCCUCUAGUAAAAACACACUCUUCUUUCAGACAUAAAACAUUUAUUCAUUAUCUACAAGUGAGGCCACCAGCUCAUUCCUAGGAGGGCCAGUGGUCUUCUCUUGUUUCUCCCCAAAGCUACUAGAUCCAGGUACUUACUAGUUCUCCCUUGCUUCAAAGAAGGUUUAAGUAUUUUGUUGUUCCUGUUUUUAAUUACCAGCUUUCUCCUCUCUAUCCCUUGUCAUUUCUAUAUUGUCUACAGCACUUCAUUAAAUGAUGUUCUCUGAGCAUCUAGCCUGAAUCCUAGCCAUAGUUUUACAUUAAUACAUUAUAAGUCUUUAUUCUCUCCCCUCCCCUUGUCCUCUUGUAGCCUUAUCUGCUGUAUCCUCCUCCUUUCUUCCCCCGUGCUCUUCCCCUGCCCUCUCAACUCUGUCCUUUGUGUGCCCUUGGCUCCUUUAUUCUCUGCCCUUUCUCUUUCCUCCCAUCUUCUAAUGCCUGUCUCUCUUUAUUCCUUUGUUUCUUUUUUCCCUCUUUCCUCUGAUCUCCUUUUCUUCUUUUUAUUGUUGGGCCCUCCCUUCACUUUGCCUAGAUAUUUUUAGAAAUUAAUUUAGUCAACACCGAUCAAUUAUCCUUUCCUAGGUAGGCAAGAGCUGAUCCUAUAUUCAAAGAGUUCUGGCAUAGGGGGUUGGAGGGAAGGUGAGUCAGGAGAGUGAGGAAGGAGAGCGUUGUUUUUCCAAAUUAGUUCCAGAACCCAGACUAGUGCUCAUAUUAUGUGCUCAAUAGAUGUGGGGUGAAUGGGAUCAAAGGGAGUCAUGUUUUUAGUAGAAUCUCUUCCUCUUUGAUGUUUGCUAGGGCUCCAAAGAACAAAGAAGCUGUUAAACGAACAAUUUCUGCAGAGAAGGGAAUGCAUCUACACAAGGAGGAGAGAAGCUAUGGAGUCGAAUGAAUAGAGGAUGCAAGUGGUUGACCAGCAUAUUUCCUCUGAAUUCAAAUCUAUCAAGAAGGAGUGUAGUGAGACAUGCUGCAGGCAGGGAAGAGUGUGAGAAAAUGGCUGAAAGGAGUCCCUGUAUGACUUUGAGAUUUGCUUCCCCUAAAAUUCUUCUCUAUUUCAUCCUCCGAGAUAGUGACAGACCCAAGAAUUAGGGGCACGCAUAAAUGAGAGAGUGAAAGGAAGAAAAGAUUUGGCUUACUCUCACCUGGCUUUUACUUUCUGUUCCAGUUUGCUAAGGCUGCCAUUAUGCAAAAUGCCAGAAAUGGAUUGGCUUUUAUCGAGGGGGUUUAUUUGGUUACAAAUUUACAGUC
Messenger RNA from Choloepus didactylus (southern two-toed sloth), 2671 nucleotides. It is a transcript of the gene RNASE10, whose product is annotated as ribonuclease A family member 10 (inactive). Gene Ontology annotation, molecular function: nucleic acid binding. The transcript has 2 exons. The coding region runs from base 102 to 743 and encodes 213 amino acids. The record is from RefSeq and is a predicted model, not a curated record. Lineage: Eukaryota; Metazoa; Chordata; Mammalia; Pilosa; Megalonychidae.